AUGGCUUCUGAAUACGUCAAUCUUUUACCAAGAGAUGGUAGAUGGAAACAACAGAUUACAGAUUUUUUGACAGAGGAUGUGCCAUCUUUUGAUUUUGGAGGCUUUGUCGUUGGCUCUAAACCAGAAACUGCUUCAUUAUAUAUGAAACAAGAAGGCUUGAUUUGUGGUGUACCGUUUGCUGCAGAAGUAUUUAAGCAAUGCGAUUUACAAGUUAAGUGGCAUUUUGAUGAAAAAACUUUUGUAACUCAAGAUGAACUUAAUCAGAGCGGUGGGAAGAUUGUUGUUGCGACUGUCACCGGAGCUGCCAAGAACAUCUUGUUGGCCGAGAGAACAGCUCUUAACUUGUUGGCUAGAGCUUCUGGCGUAGCGACUCAAUCUUUCUUGACAAAGAAACUUGCAGAUGAAAAUGGAUACACUGGUUUAAUUGCCGGUACACGUAAAACCACCCCUGGCUUGAGAUUAUUGGAGAAAUAUGCCAUGCUCGUUGGAGGAGUCGAUACACAUAGGUAUGACUUGAGCUCGAUGGUAAUGUUAAAGGAUAAUCACAUUGCAUCUACAGGUAGUAUCACUCAUGCAGUUGAAAAAGCCAGAUCUGUUUGUGGUUUUGCCGUUAAAGUUGAGGUGGAAGUCAGCACUGAGAAAGAUGCUAAAGAAGCCAUAGAUGCUGGUGCAGACGUUAUUAUGCUUGACAACUUCAAAGGUGAAGAAUUGGUUAAAGUUGCUCAGAGCUUAAGAGAACAUUAUCGUGGCAGCAACAAGGCAUUUUUGUUAGAAUGCUCAGGUGGACUUACAUUAAAGAACCUCAGCAGCUACCUUUGCAAUGAUAUUGACAUUUAUUCUACUUCCUCGAUCCACCAAGGUACAGGAAUUAUAGACUUUUCAUUAAAGAUAGACGUGAAAUAA
This is a messenger RNA of Lodderomyces elongisporus, 903 nucleotides long. RefSeq names its product nicotinate-nucleotide diphosphorylase (carboxylating) (gene BNA6). Gene Ontology annotation, molecular function: nicotinate-nucleotide diphosphorylase (carboxylating) activity. The record is from RefSeq and is a predicted model, not a curated record. Gene Ontology annotation, biological process: quinolinate catabolic process; NAD+ biosynthetic process. NCBI's taxonomy places the organism in Eukaryota, Fungi, Ascomycota, Pichiomycetes, Serinales, Debaryomycetaceae. Gene Ontology annotation, cellular component: cytoplasm. The transcript has a single exon. Bases 1 to 903 code for a protein of 300 amino acids.